Ceraceosorus bombacis is the source of this 2626-nucleotide messenger RNA. The record is from the annotation of a GenBank genome assembly. Lineage: Eukaryota; Fungi; Basidiomycota; Exobasidiomycetes; Ceraceosorales; Ceraceosoraceae.
AUGCCUGCAACUUCAGAUCUCUCAAACGCCCAAUCUGGCUGGUAUUUGGAGCCACAAGGGGCUCUAGUCAGUCCCCUCGGCGAAGUGUACGAUCUUGAUCCGAAUCUCUUCAAGUCGCAACAGCACUCUGUAUCCCAGGAUCAGCUUCUCGAGAGUCGCACCACAGAAGCUAGCAGUCUGCCUGACAACGUGCAAACAUACUCGUCUCGCUCCACCUACGACUUCGCUACGUGGUUUCGCGAUUUGCCGCAAGCCGACGAAGGCGAUGCUGAACAGUGGCGCAACCUUCCAUCUCCUCCUUUCCAGCCCCGCAAAUCGCCUUACCUCGGAGAGGAUGUUCUGGAAGCCAGUUCGGACGCAUCUGGAGCUCGCUUUGACGACCUGGAUCCCACCAUCGGAACUUCGAGUCCUUCCAGCUUCGUCUGCGCGAGAGCUGCAGCGAUCGAACGUCUCGGAGCGCUACAAGCCACGCAAAUGGAUAGUACCGCCGUUGCAGCAUCGUCUCGACGCCCAGCAAUUAGUCCUUUGCGUCUAGCAGCACAGCAGGGUGUGACAUUUGAGCCCGUUCGACGAGCCUCACCCAACUCUGCGACACAACUCAAUAGCAGAUCAGCAUUCCACUCUGGUCUAGGCGCCUCGCCUGCUUUGCCGCACCUCAGCAGAGAGAGCCCCGCUUCGGCAUCGGUACAAGUUUCUGACAGCCCUCAAACACCUAAUCCCUUGCUCACAGGCCAUACUAUCGGCGCGAGGUCUUUCAGCCCUACAUUCCAUGGUGAUGUGCCCCAACUUCCGGCAACUGGGCCAGCACACGACCGCGCUGCUACGAUCUGCACAACUUUCAAUCACAAUGCCCUCGGCCUUUACACCGAUGACGGCGCCCAGUACAGCAUAGGUCGUAACGCGUGGCCAUCUCCGGUCUCAGCACCAAGCCUUCUCGUCAGGCAAGAUCACGUCGAAGAAGCUGCUGCCUGGAUGACACUCCAAAAAGUGCAAAGCGAGCAGAUGCACCACCAACAAUUACUGGAAAAUCUCCACUUGCUCAAAUUUUGGCAAGAGCAAGCUGAUUCGCAGACAUUGUCGAAUCAAAGACUGCCUCACAACAAUGGCAGAGUAGAUGGAGGACCAAGCCCUUACAAUCGUUAGUCGAGCCUCGCCUUUCCGGCCCAUUGCGCGCGCUGACGAUCGCUCCACUCCGACUCUGCAGGCAAACUUGGGGUAAGCGUGCACAAUUGUCUUCUUUUCCUGCUCUUGACUGAUAUGUCACUUUCUUGUUACCGUCAGCUGUACAAGACCGAGCUGGUGCGCCCUUUGUUGCUGUGGCUUGACGUUUCCCUGGCUGAUAUUCGACGAUGAUCUUGCCGCAGUGCCGAAGCUGGGAAGAGCGCGGGGAUUGCAGAUACGGCAAGUGAGUGCAGCUGCAUGACCUCUCCAGUCUUCAUGGACGUCGCACUGACAUCCUCUGCCUCUUGCCUCUUGCAGCAAGGUGCGAGGUGAAGAUUGACUCCUGAAGACCUACCGCUGACAGCGUCCGGAACGUUGGCGACAGUGUCAAUUUGCUCACGGUCCCCAUGAGUUGAGACCAAUUGAACGACACGCAAAGGUCAGUCGCGAGCGCCCAGACUAUCUUCGCGUGCUGACACCAUCUCUUCUGCCACUCUCCCUCACAGUACAAGACUGGUGAGGUUUAUAAAGCACCCGGCUUGGCUGCAAAUCGUGCUGAAGCGAAAAUCUCCUCCUUGUCCGCUGCUAACGACAGAGCCGUGCAGGUACGUCGUCAAGGCGCAACAAAUAGGCGGCGGAUGUGGGUCCCAGGGUGCUGAUCGAGAUCUUCCUUCUCCAACACAGAACCUUCGAAAGGUUUGGGUAAGCAGGAACGAAACUGAUGCGGAACUGAACCUCUGUUCCUGAUCAAGCUUUCGUUCUGAUCUUUCGCAGCACGUGUCCGUACGCCAAGCGAUGCUGCUUCAUUCAUGUAAGUUUGAUUGGAUUCUCGAUACGUGUAUCAGUUCUGCAAGAGAUUGAAACAGUCUCAUGACUCCUGCUUCUUUGAUAGACUACGGCUGCAAGCGCUGCCGCGACCCAGCCCACCACUGACAUCCCUCGCAGCGGUGCGCCUCUGCUUGCUCGAGUGGGACUUUCUCCUGGUAAGGUCACCGAGCGUUCAAACAUGCUCGAAACCCAUGCGUGGCCAUCCUCGGCUACUUUGCCCCAAACAACGACCGCUCCGAUCAGCAGCAAGUCUCUUCAGAAAGCCAUGGACUUUGGCCAGAGCGCUGUCAUCGACUCCAGCUUGAGUCAUGGGAAUCUUCACAGCGGUCAGCAACAUUUCUCUGGAGCAUCAAGCGGUGAAGGUCUGUCUGCACAAGACUUCGUCCGGCGUCGAAGCUCUUCCACCCCACACCCCGACAACAGCGGUGCGGCCAAUUUGUGGAAGAAAACUCUACCUUCGACGAUGGAUUUGAAAGGCGCACCCGAGCCAAUCCGACCCGAAGACCGUCGCCGCGAGCUGACAUCUUCAUCGGAUUUUUCCUGGAUCAGUGACUUCAACGAAAGUCUUCGUCUAUCCUCUACGUCGUCUACGUCCGCCGGUGCAGCCCCGAAGACCAAGAUGUUCUACCACGCCUAA